This is a messenger RNA of Rhea pennata, 1822 nucleotides long. RefSeq names its product arsenite methyltransferase (gene AS3MT). Gene Ontology annotation, cellular component: cytosol. The transcript is spliced from 8 exons. Gene Ontology annotation, molecular function: arsenite methyltransferase activity. Bases 697 to 1701 code for a protein of 334 amino acids. The record is from RefSeq and is a predicted model, not a curated record. Lineage: Eukaryota; Metazoa; Chordata; Aves; Rheiformes; Rheidae. Gene Ontology annotation, biological process: toxin metabolic process; arsonoacetate metabolic process.
UUAAGCCCCUAAUCCUCUUUUCUCCUGUGCCUGGCUAUGUUGUGGUAGAGAGCAGGGUCUGUACCCCAUGCAUGGCAUAGGCUUCCUUGGGGUAACAUAGUGGAGUCCUCGAGGACCGGGUCCAGGGCGGAGAUUUGCACCUAUGGGGCUCCCGAAGCCUGACCUUGCUGCACUGGGUGGCAGCAGCGCUUAGUGCUGCAGGAGCUGCAGCCUGCUUGGUGCGAUGGAAGAGCUGCCCUGACUUUCACCAAGCCACGGCAGCGGUGUCUGCGGUGGGUUGCCAGCACUGCCCAUUGCUGUGCCUUGUGUAGCAGCCUGAGGGAGCUGGUUUGGGACAGCAGGUCUCUGCCACCAGUGUGCCCCGUCCUGCCUUGGGCUCUGGGGGCUUCCUGGCAGACCUGAUGUCCCCCCUGCCAGUGACUUGGCCCCCCGGCGAGGUCCCAUGCUCUGCAGGGUUGGAGCAGCCCCAGCGUGGCGUUUGAGCUUGCAUCUCUCUCCCUGCGUUUGGGGUGAACGCGGAGCGGGUGGCCAGGCCGGGGCUGUGCCGCGGUGGUGCAGGGCUGCCGGUGUGGUGGAGAGACGGCGGGUGGCUCGGGGAGGAUCGCCGUGGGUGCAGGCAGGCGCUGCGGGUGCGGGCAGAGGCUGUGCGUACCGGCAGAUGGCACGCGUGCAGGCAGGUGCCGCGACCCGUACGCGAUGACGGCCGGCUUUCCAGUGGCCUGCCUUGGGUGGGCUCGCCCGGCGGCAGGCCAAGCGGCCCCAGGCUCGGGCUGGGGGCCGGGCUGGGGCCGGUCUUGGUGCCGGAAGCCGGGGCUGGGGCGGGCGCCGGGCGCAGGACGUCGGGGCGGAGCGUGGCCUGGCCCGAGCAGAGUCCGGCCGAUCCGUGAUCCCUCGCAGCCGCAGGCAGUGGAGCUGGCGAAGAAGCACAUCGCCUACCACAUGGACAAAUUUGGCUACCAGAAGCCUAACGUGGACUUCAUCCUGGGCUACGUGGAGAAGCUGGGUGACGCCGGCCUGGCCGACGAGAGCUACGAUAUUGUGGUCUCCAACUGCGUGAUCAACCUCUGCCCGGACAAGGGAGCCGUCCUGCGCGAGGCCUAUCGCGUGCUGAAGCCCGGCGGAGAGAUGUACUUCAGCGACGUCUACGCCAGCCGGCGCCUGAGCGAGGCCGCCCGGGCGCACGGGGCGCUCUGGGGGGAGUGCUUGGCGGGAGCGCUGCGCUGGAGCGAGCUGCGCAGCAUCGCCCGGGACGUGGGCUUCAGCCCCCCGCGCCUCGUCGCCGCCAGCCCCAUCGCCGUCGGCCACCGGGAGCUGGAGAGCGUCGCCGGCGGCUGCCAGUUCGUCUCGGCGACUGUCCGUCUCUUCAAGGUGCCGGCAGGGAGCCGGGCCGGGCCGGGCCGGGUCGUCUACAACGGCGGCGUCGCAGGGCACGAGCGGGAGCUGGUGUUCGACGCCGGCUUCACCUUCAAGGAAGGGGAGGCCGUGGAGGUGGACGCCGACACGGCCGCCAUCCUGCGGAGCUCCAGGUUCGCGGAGGAGUUCCUGAUCCAAGACGGCGGAGAUGCCGCCGCGCCGCCGGGCUGCUGCCGCGGGAGGGCGAAGGAGAGGAUCUGCGACCCCUUCCAGCUGGUGGAGCGGCUGGGAGCCCCGGGGCCCGGCUGCUGCCCCGCCGGCGCCUGUGGCCCCCGCGGGUGCUGCUGAGCGGCCGAGCGACGCCCCCGUGCCGGCGCCUGCCAGCGAGCGCAGGGGACCCGGCCCCAGCGGCACGCGGCUUUCGCUGGAGAGCAAAUAAAGGGCCAAGCUGGAGUCCCGUGAACCCGCA